AUUUUGUGCCGGUCGCAUUGGCGUUUGGGCGUCCGUGAGGACCCUGUGGCGGCCAGAUUUGGCUGCGAGGCCGCAGGACUCAUUUUUUUGGUCACAGCACCGCAACGGUUGCCGCGCGUUCGGUUCUACGACGUGUUUGCACGCAUUCUGGUGAGGGCACCAAACUAGACAAAAAGGCGCCGCCGCCGCGCACCGGUGGCACAAAAAAUGGAGCGCUACGACUGCAAGAAGGUGGUGGGAAGGGGCACCUACGGAAGCGCGGUAGUAGCGACGCGCAAGGCCGAUGGACUGCGCUGCGUCAUCAAGACCAUCGGUCUAAGGUCCUUGUCUCGAGGCGAAGCGAAAUUAGUCCGACAAGAAGCGAGACUACUCGCUACCUUGAGGCACCCGCACAUCGUCUCGCACCUCGAGUCGUUUGGAAGGAGGAACUCGCACGGCGGACGAGAAGUGUGUAUUGUGAUGGAGUACUGCUCGGGCGGUGAUCUAGAACAGUGGGUUUCGAGACGAAGGCAACAACGCAAGAAGCCCUCGGAAGGCACAGCCCUCAGAAUCUUCGCGCAAGCCUGCAUGGCUUUAGAACAUGUACAUGCUCAUAGAGUGGUCCAUCGGGACGUCAAGACGUCGAACCUAUUCAUUACGAGGGAUGCGGAGGGGCCACCCGUCGUCAAGUUGGGGGACUUCGGCAUUUCGCGCGUGUUGGGCGCGACUGGGGAUUUAGCAGCGACCGCGGUCGGAACGCCUUGCUAUAUGGCUCCGGAAUUACUCGACGAAAGGCCCUACGACUACAAGGCCGACGUCUGGUCCGCGGGAUGCGUGUUGUUCGAGUUACUUAAUUUGAAGCGGGCGUUCGAGGCUCGGAGCAUGCCGGCUCUCGUUAGACUAGUGAUGAGGGGUCGAGGUGCGGGCUUUCCCUGUCUCGAUGCUACUUUUACGUCCGAAUUGCGACGGUUAUUUGCGAAACUACUGUCGCCGAAGCCUCGCGAUAGGCCGGACAUUGUCGAGAUUCUCAGAGCACCGAUCGUCGUCACGGCGUGCGACCGGGUGCGGGACGGGUAUUCUGGGGAGAGUUCACCUCCAUCACAACCGGUGGUUCCUGAGGAGGAGCUGCGCCAGCGGUUGAAAGUGCCCAAGCCGCCUUGUAGGCCGGCGCAGCCCGUCGCGCAAAAGCGCCGCCUCGACCUGCCUGCCGCGAAGCAACGGUUGGACUCCAAAUUCGACGACGCCAAGACACCAGCAAGGCCGCCGCCGCGCUUCGUCGCUCGAGCGAGGGCCGCCGAGGAGCGCGUCCUCGAACGGGCGAAGCGCGCGCGCGCUAUUAGGGGUCAUGGUCAGAGGCGCCUCGCGACGCUGGACGAGGAUGCCAAGCAAGCGCCCGUCGAAGACGACGCGUCGUCGUCCUCAUCAGAAUCAGAGGACGAGGCCUCCUCCUCGGACGAAGUGGAAGAGAAGCCGCAGCCGAAGAAGGAGCAGGCCGAGUACAAGGCGUUAGGUGGAGGCUGGUGGCUGAAGCGCGACGCGGCCUCGGACCGGUGGUUCUACGUCAACGAGGCCUCGGGCCACUCGCAGUGGGACCUGCCCGACGGCGUCUCUACCAAUGCGCCGCGCGCCGACGGCGUGGAUGCGGCGGCGGCGAAGCGCGUGCGCGACGCCGUGCGGGCGCGCGUCGCCGCGCGCGCCGGCGCCGCCGCGCGGCGCGCGCGCGGCCCGUCGCCCUCCGCGGCGCCCGCGGCCCCGGCGCCGCGCGCCACGCCACCGGCGCCCGCGCCGGCGCGCCGGCCUUCUCAACCGGCACCCGCGCCGGCGCCGGCGCGGCGCCCGUCGCCCCCUGCGCAAGCGGCCCCGGCGCGGCGCCCGUCGCCGCCCGCGCCCGCGCCGGUGCGGCGCUCGUCUUCGGCGCCCGAACCGCGCCAGUCGCCGCCGGAAGGAGCGGCGCGGCGCCCGUCGCCAGCACAAGCGCCGGCGCCGGCGCCAGCCGCGGCGUCGUGGCUCGGCUCCCUCGAGGCGCGCAUGGGCCGGCUCCGCGAGCAGCUCGGCGGCCUGCCCCGGCCGCCGCCGCCGGUGCAUCGCGUGGCCAUCCCCUUCGAGUCGCCGGAUACAUCAUCGGGCCCGGCGGCCGACGACGCGAGCGACGACGCGUCGCCCGCGCGCAAGGAGAACACGCCACCGCAACGGCCCGCGAAGGGCCCCGCGCUCGCCGCGGCGCACGUGCGCGAGCGCGCCAAGCUCAAGGCCGACGCGGCGUCGGCCGCUGCCAAAGCGGAAGCGGCGGCGGCCGCGCGCGAGGCGGCGCAGCCGUCCGCCGCCGAACGACGCGCCUCUGCCCGAGAAAAGUCGCGAGCCGAGUUCCGGGCCAAAAUAGCGGCGGACCGCCGCGGCCGGUCGCCCUCGAAGCGCGAUGAUAAAGUGGAGGUCCUCGCCGGCCCGAUUCCGCCGCUGUCGCCGGCGCGGCCGCCCGUCGUCGCGCCCGUCUCGCCGGGCACGACGGACGCCGAGGUCCAGGACCUCGUCGCCAAGCUGCGCGCGACGCUCGCGCGACGGAAGGACAAGGCGCCGUCCGACGACGACGUCGUGCGCGCGGUCCUCGCGGGGCGCGCGGACGCGUGGCCGCCGCCGCCGCGGCGCACCGGCGAAGAGUUCUUCGACGCCCGCUCGUGA
Pelagomonas calceolata is the source of this 2655-nucleotide messenger RNA. NCBI's taxonomy places the organism in Eukaryota, Pelagophyceae, Pelagomonadales, Pelagomonadaceae. The record is from the annotation of a GenBank genome assembly.